This is a messenger RNA of Orbicella faveolata, 982 nucleotides long. RefSeq lists its product as uncharacterized. Gene Ontology annotation, cellular component: cytoplasm; membrane. Lineage: Eukaryota; Metazoa; Cnidaria; Anthozoa; Scleractinia; Merulinidae. The record is from RefSeq and is a predicted model, not a curated record.
GGAAGUUUUGAGGCUGAACACCCUAUGAGGUACUCGAAAACUGCUUUUUUAAUCCCUAAAAGAUAUGAUGAGCUCCCUGUCCAUUUUUAUAUGGGAGUCACUACUUUCCCCCAGCCUCUCCCCGGGUGCACGUCCUUAGUAACCUUAUAUCAGUUUUGCAUUGAUUGGAAGUGUCAUUAUCUCAUUUUUUUAGAUAGCAGCCCGGGCCUCUCUUGUGCCCUUUGUGAAAAUGUUUUUAGAUCAAUUUGGUUACUGGGCUCCAAUUAUUACUGCUGUUUACCAUGUGAGCAUGGGAGCGAUGGAAGGCCUCAGUUAUGAUGAUACUGUUGAAAGAUUAAAGGAACUGUACCUGCCAACACUAAAGGCCUGCUGGAUGAUCUGGCCUGUAGUUAUGGUCGUGAAUUUUAAAUUGAUACCAGUAGCUCACCAACUGAACUUCUGCCUGGCUGUCAGUCUUGUAUGGGCCACCAUUCUGAGUGUUAUCCGCACCCCACAAGUCUCAACAUCAAGCAAAUUGGAAGAAACUGAGCCCGCAGAUAUUAUACCUCUUUCAAACUGUUCAUUUGAAGCAGCUCAGCGGUGACUGUGAAAUCUAGCUACUUCUGGCUACCUCUAUUCAAAGCGCAAACAUCAUCACUGAACAGUCGCGCCGCGCGACAUAUUGAGUGUGAAGCUUGGCAACUAGGCUAUAAGUAUACCAUGCGCUCUCACUCCUUUCAGGAAUAAUGAACGGAUGGAGUUACUGAUGAGUUGUUCGCUCAGGUAGCAUUCACAUUAGAAAUUUUUUAAAUACAGAGCUAAACCGGCUUUGAAGACUCCACGUGCUGAUGCUUGGAACAAGAGUAAUUUAUUAACACAGAACAGAACACAAUGUAUUUGAUAUUUGAGUUUCAUAUAUUUGUACAGAACACAACCGUCACUUAGUGGUUUAUAUAACUAUAAUUAUAUCAUGAGUCAUUUCAACGUACUAUUUCUUGUUAUU